This is a messenger RNA of Dendroctonus ponderosae (mountain pine beetle), 1300 nucleotides long. RefSeq lists its product as uncharacterized. The transcript has 6 exons. The coding region runs from base 121 to 1224 and encodes 367 amino acids. Gene Ontology annotation, biological process: mitochondrial transcription; transcription elongation by mitochondrial RNA polymerase. The record is from RefSeq and is a predicted model, not a curated record. Gene Ontology annotation, molecular function: DNA polymerase processivity factor activity. NCBI's taxonomy places the organism in Eukaryota, Metazoa, Arthropoda, Insecta, Coleoptera, Curculionidae. Gene Ontology annotation, cellular component: mitochondrial nucleoid.
GCAUGAAAAUAAACGCCGGUUAGAAGGUUAAGAAGAAUGUCGCUUCUAACCUAGUUUUUCUUGCAAUUUGUUUGUUACUUAAAAUGAAGCAAAUUUAAUGUUUAAUGAUAUUUGGAAACAAUGAUUGGCAUCAAAACUGGAAUUAGUAGACUUUGCCCAUCUUUGGGCACUUUGAUUCGACCCUUGUGUUCUAAAGCGAUUUUAAAUGAAACCAGCUUGGAUUUUUCGUUUCGUGAACAAUUUUCGUCAGAAGAACAUUCUAAAAUUCUGCAAACAAUCAACGAGUCAUCACCGGAAGAGCUAUCCAGAUAUAAGAUAUCAAAUGGGAGACUUAAAGGCAUUACAGAUUGGAAGCAGACAAAAGGUCCUUUUAAGUCAGUUGGUGAAGUCCUAGAAGUAGACGGAUUUGGAGAAAAAGCCUUGAAGGACAUUUGCAAACGAAUAGUGGAUAAUAAUUUAUGCGAAACUAAGUUGGCAAAUGCCAGGCAGUAUAAAAAUAUAAAAAAUCUAGUGCUUCCCGAACUGAGUUCGACGUUGACACAGACGUUAGAAGAUGUAGUUGCUAUUCAUCUAGACCCUAGUGGUAUAGGGUGGUCGAAAAUUAAAAACCAACACAAUCUGGUCACUGAUUGGGAAUAUCGGAACUUUAGUUCCUUGCCUGCAAAAAUGUUGCCUUCAGACGCAUUUUAUCUGGCUUUGGAUAUUGUGAAAGCAAUACCCAGUGGAGAUUUGUACAUUUUCGAAGCACCCCCUAUUUUAAGCCCUCAAAAUCUGACUAAACAUGGUGUUGUUGCGACGCACAAUCAGCAUGUUGAACUGCAAUCAAUGUUACUGACAUUGUUGAAUACAAGUGAAGUUCACAAUAAGUUUUUGGAAACAAUUGCAGAUGAUAAGUUUUAUUCUAGAGAACUUCCAAAUGUAGUGUUCUAUUUAAAAAAUAAAGUUGCUGCUAGACUGUUUAAGACACUGAUUGGAUAUGAAAAAGUAUCUGCAAUAACCGCCAUUACUGGAAUAGUAAAAGAUGAUGCAGGAAUAGUAACUUUACUGCCAUGCUCACCUGUUAAAUUUGAUUGCAAUGUGUAUACAGCGUUCUUAAAUCAAAGUUCCGCUAAUAAAGAGUUAUUGGCUCAAGCUUUAAUGUUGGCUGUUAGUUUUAUGGACUUGUGUAUAUAUAAAAAUGUUGAUAGUUACGAUGCUUUAAAACCAACACGAAAGAAAAAGUAGAAUAGCUUCUACUGUAAUAACAUGAGUUGUGUAUUUUAUUAUUACUAUACUUAAAAUAUACCAAACAUUAAAAGUU